ACGUAGCGCGGCGCUCGGAACUGACCUACUAACACACAUCUCUCGGCGCGGCCACGGCGCCCGCGGACCAGGCGCGCCCGCCCGCCUCCCGCGCCGCGCCCUCGCCGCCGCCCGCCUCCCGCCGCGGCCUCGGAGGCCCGGCCCGGCCCAAGCCCCGAGCGCUGCCGGCCCGGCUCCCGGCCGCCCCUUUCUUUCUCCUCGCCGGCCCGAGAGCAGGAACACGAUAACCAGGGAGACCCGACUUCAUUCAGUAAGGAACCUGACGGAUUUAUCCCAGGCAGUAGAACAAAAGGAAGAAUAUUGAUGGAUUUUAAACCACAGUUUUUAAACAGCUUGAGCAUACGGGGAAAUUAAUUUGUUCUCCCACACACAUAUAUAGGGUAAGGUUGUUUCUGAUGCAGCUGAGAAAAAUGCAGACCAUCAAGAAGGAGCAGGCAUCUCUUGAUGCCAGUAGCAAUGUGGACAAGAUGAUGGUCCUUAACUCUGCUUUAACUGAAGUGUCUGAAGACUCCACAACAGGUGAGGAGCUGCUUCUCAGUGAAGGAAGCGUCGGGAAAAACAAAUCUUCUGCGUGUCGGAGGAAACGGGAAUUCAUUCCCGAUGAAAAGAAAGAUGCUAUGUAUUGGGAAAAAAGGCGGAAAAAUAACGAAGCUGCCAAAAGAUCUCGUGAGAAGCGUCGACUGAAUGACCUGGUUUUAGAGAACAAACUAAUUGCACUGGGAGAAGAAAACGCCACUUUAAAAGCUGAGCUGCUUUCACUAAAAUUAAAGUUUGGUUUAAUUAGCUCCACAGCAUAUGCUCAAGAGAUUCAGAAACUCAGUAAUUCUACAGCUGUGUACUUUCAAGACUACCAGACUUCCAAAUCCAGUGUGAGCUCAUUUGUGGAUGAGCACGAACCCUCGAUGGUGGCAAGUAGUUGUAUUUCUGUCAUUAAACACUCUCCACAAAGCUCGCUGUCCGAUGUUUCAGAAGUAUCCUCGGUAGAACACACGCAGGAGAGCUCUGUGCAGGGAAGCUGCAGAAGUCCUGAAAACAAGUUCCAGAUUAUCAAGCAGGAGCCGAUUGAAUUAGAGAGCUACACAAGAGAGCCAAGAGAUGACCGAGGCUCUUACACAGCGUCCAUCUAUCAAAACUAUAUGGGGAAUUCUUUUUCUGGGUAUUCACACUCUCCCCCGCUACUGCAAGUCAACCGAUCCUCCAGCAACUCCCCGAGAACAUCGGAAACCGACGAUGGCGUGGUUGGAAAGUCAUCUGAUGGAGAAGAUGAGCAACAGGUCCCCAAGGGCCCCAUCCAUUCUCCAGUUGAACUUAAGCAUGUGCAUACAACGGUGGUUAAAGUUCCAGAAGUGAAUUCCUCUGCCUUGCCACACAAGCUACGGAUCAAAGCCAAAGCCAUGCAGAUCAAAGUAGAAGCCUUUGAUAAUGAAUUUGAGACCACGCAAAAACUUUCCUCACCUAUUGACAUGACAUCUAAAAGACAUUUCGAACUCGAAAAGCAUAGUGCCCCAAGUAUGGUACAUUCUUCUCUUACUCCUUUCUCAGUGCAAGUGACUAACAUUCAAGAUUGGUCUCUCAAAUCGGAGCACUGGCAUCAAAAAGAACUGAGUGGCAAAACUCAGAAUAGUUUCAAAACUGGAGUUGUUGAAAUGAAAGACAGUGGCUACAAAGUUUCUGACCCAGAGAAUUUGUAUUUGAAGCAGGGGAUAGCAAACUUAUCUGCAGAGGUUGUCUCACUUAAGAGACUUAUAGCCACACAACCAAUCUCUGCUUCAGACUCUGGGUAAAUUACUACUGAGUAAGAGCUGGGCAUUUAGAAAGAUGUCAUUUGCAAUAGAGCAGUCCGUUUUGUAUUAUGCUGAAUUUUCACUGGACCUGUGAUGUCAUUUCACUGUGAUGUGCACAUGUUGUCUGUUUGGUGUCUUUUUGUGCACAGAUGAUGAUGAAAUUAGAUUGUGUUAUCACUCUGCCUGUGUAUAGUCAAAUAGUCCAUGCAAAGGCUGUAUAUAUUGAACAUUAUUUUUGUUGUUCUAUUAUAAAGUGUGUAAGUUACCAGUUUCAAUAAAGGAUUGGUGACAAACACAGAA
This is a messenger RNA of Cebus imitator (Panamanian white-faced capuchin), 2084 nucleotides long. It is a transcript of the gene NFIL3, whose product is annotated as nuclear factor, interleukin 3 regulated. The transcript has 2 exons. Bases 396 to 1784 code for a protein of 462 amino acids. Gene Ontology annotation, cellular component: nucleus. Gene Ontology annotation, biological process: circadian rhythm; immune response; regulation of DNA-templated transcription. The record is from RefSeq and is a predicted model, not a curated record. Gene Ontology annotation, molecular function: DNA-binding transcription factor activity; DNA binding. Lineage: Eukaryota; Metazoa; Chordata; Mammalia; Primates; Cebidae.